CGCCUCCUCCCCACCGACCCCCGCAGGCUCCAGCGUGCACUCCUUCCCUGUUUCUGCCUUCUUCCUUCUCCUCCUAACAAAACACCCUUUUUCCACUGGUCCCGUCGAUAUCCCAACCUUCCGCCUCCUCCCCACCAACACUCGCAGGUCCAGAAACCCAAAUAUGAUUGCCUUCUCUUCGAUCUCGAUGACACUCUGUACCCACUCAGCUCUGGUUUAGCGGCUUCCUGCUGCACUGCAAUUAUAGAUUAUUUAGUGGAGGAAUUGGGGAUCGAGGAAAGCAAGAUGCCAGAAUUAGGCAACCUUCUGUACAGGAAUUAUGGCAUAACAAUGGCUGGCUUAAGGGCUAUUGUCUACAACUUUGACUAUGAUCAUUACCACAGUUUCGUUCAUGGAAGACUACCUUAUGACAACCUGAAGCCUGAUCCUGUUCUGAGACAACUCUUGCUCAGCCUCCCAAUUCGCAAACUCGUUUUCACAAACGCUGAUAAAGCUCACGCACUGAAAGGGCAGAAGAAACUGGGACUCGAAGACUGCUUCGAGGGAAUAAUCUACUUCGAGAUGCUGAAUCCGCCGACGCCGUCUUGCUCAAUCCAAAAGUCAACCGAAAUUUUCGACAUCGUCGGGCACUUCUCCCGGGCGGACGUUGCUGCCGUCGACGCGCUGCCCCGACGCCAGUGCUCUGCAAGCCGUCGCCGGAAGCCCUGGCGAUUACCAGAAACCUCUUGCUUGAAUUGCAGUGUUAUGGAAGAAUUUAUGGAAAAAUAAAUAAGCACAAUAAUUAUUUUUCCAUGUAAGUAAUUAAUGACGGCUUAUUACCGGUUAAAAAUUUUAAUGUUAGAA
This is a messenger RNA of Zingiber officinale, 843 nucleotides long. Its product is annotated as phosphate metabolism protein 8-like. The transcript has 6 exons. The record is from RefSeq and is a predicted model, not a curated record. NCBI's taxonomy places the organism in Eukaryota, Viridiplantae, Streptophyta, Magnoliopsida, Zingiberales, Zingiberaceae. The annotation marks the transcript as partial.